AUGGUGGAAAACCACGGACGAACCAACAGCUAUUGGCAGUUAGGACAGGGCCAUGUUGAAGACCUGUCAGUGCCCAGGCUCGCUGAUGGAGCCCUACAGAUGGGGACGGUGCGCCAACUCAGUGGAGGUGGUGGGCAUUCGGCUGUGGUCUCUGAGAAAGGAGAUCUGCUGGUGUGUGGCCAGAACCACAGAGGUCAGCUGGGACUGGGUCACUGUUUAGAGGUCACCACCUUUCAACUCUGUCCUCUCAUUGGUCAAAGGGUUGCACACGUGUCCUGUGGUUGGGAUUUCACACUCGUCCUCACUGAUCAUGGCCAGGUACUGACGUGUGGAUCUAAUGCAUACGGCCAGUUGGGUGUCUCAGAGCCAAUCCCUCAUUCUGUGGUGCUGCUGCCCAUUCAGUCUGUAAGGGAGCCAGUGAUCAGAGUGGCAGCAGGACUCAGACAUUCACUAUCUGUCACUGCUACAGGUAGUGUUUACCAGUGGGGUAUGGGUCUCUCUGGCCAGGCUAAGAGAGCUCUGAGUCCACAGCCUGUCCCAGAACACUUCACCUCCAACGUACCUUGUCUGGUCCCAGGUCUGGAACAGGUGAUUUCGCACAGUGUUGCUGCAGGCUCCGCCCACUCUGUGAGCCUUACUGCUGAGGGAGAUGUGUUCCUGUGGGGCAGUAAUAAGCACGGCCAGCUGACCAGUAGCAGUACAGACUCCUUCCUACCCAGACCUGUCCUCCUAGACCGCUCACCACUGGGUGGAGAGAAGGUUACCCACGUUCACAGUGGCUGGACACACCUGGUGGCCCAAACAGAGAGCGGCCGUGUCUUCACUUGGGGCAGAGGCAAUUAUGGACAGCUGGGGAGGACAGAACUGACCAAUCAGAGUACAGAUCAGCAGUCAAGUAGUGCAUUGAGAGGAGCUGCCAGCCAAUGGACACGUGUCCCUGCAGAAGUCAAGAUCCUCUGUGGAGCCUCACAGAUUGCCUGUGGAUCUGAACAUAACCUUGCCAUAGUAGGGGGUCGCCUGCUCUCUUGGGGGUGGAACGAACAUGGGAUGUGUGGGGACGGUUCCGAGACAGAUGUCAGCGAACCACAGCCCAUUCCUGCCCUCCGGCCUCUUGUGAUUGGCUGUGGCGCUGGCCACUCUAUGGCACUGUGUGCUGUGAGGACAGGUGAAGAGGAGUCUACAGAGGACAUGGAGAUAGAACAAGCUACACUAUAGUUUGAAACGAGCAUGUUUUAUCUAACUUAUCAGGACUGUACCUGGGUUAGAUCGCGGACCGCUUGUGCCGCUGAUUUGAAGCUCAAUGUCUAUCGUUUUAUCUCUAUGGCAGAGGACACCCGGCUCACUGUGUGGCGUGAGAGUAACAUGAUAGGGUAUGAAUCAUGAUCACCCAGUCUGUGGGGAAGGAGCCUCAGGGGAGGAUCUGGGAGGAGGACAUUCUGAAGGUUGUAAAGUAUGUGGGUGUGUCUGUCUGAGCAAAAUAGCCAAACCCCGUUAUGAUUGCUUUGUUGUUGGCCAAAGUAAGGCACGUGUAAGUUCAGUAAUGACCGGUACAUUCUAACUGCCUUCGUAAUUGAAUUGAAAUUUCAAUGCACAUCCUCAAUUGACUGGAAUUAAAAAUUGGAAUUGACCCUAAAACCUACAGUCCAUGUAAUCGUAUUCUUGUAGUCAUUUUAAAAGACGAAACCGAUCCUAGAUCAGCACACACUUGAUACAUACGGCCCCAGGUCUGUAUUCAAAUUGUGAGACGGCAAAAUAAAUAUUGUUUCUGGCGUUAGAGACGGGUGAGUUAUGUUUGAUCAGGGACAGAGGCUGUCAUUUCUCGAGCCCAGUCCAGAUAGGAUUGAGGGUCAGGGAGAUGGAUACACAAGUCUGUUAGUCUAUAUACAUGAUGCCUAUGUCCCAAGACGUAAAGUACAGUCAAAAGUUUGGGCGCACCUACUACUCAUUCAAGGGUUUUAGAACACCUACUCAUUCAAUGGUUUUAGAACACCUACUCAUUCAAGGGUUUUAGAACACCUACUCAUUCAAGGGUUUUAGAACACCUACUCAUUCAAGGGUUUUAGAACACCUACUCAUUCAAGGGUUUAGAACACCUACUCAUUCAAGGGUUUUAGAACACCUACUCAUUCAAGGGUUUUAGAGCACCUACUCAUUCAAGGGUUUUAGAGCACCUACUCAUUCAAGGGUUUUAGAACACCUACUCAUUCCAGGGUUUUAGAACACCUACUCAUUCAAGGGUUUUAGAACACCUACUCAUUCAAGGGUUUUAGAACACCUACUCAUUCAAGGGUUUUAGAACACCCACUCAUUCAAG
Molecule: messenger RNA, 2314 nt
Organism: Oncorhynchus keta (chum salmon)
Lineage: Eukaryota; Metazoa; Chordata; Actinopteri; Salmoniformes; Salmonidae
Product: secretion-regulating guanine nucleotide exchange factor-like
Exons: 9
Coding region: 1-1215 (404 amino acids)
Source: RefSeq, a predicted model, not a curated record